AUAUUAGCACGUUGACUUGACAGAUUUCACUCGCCCACCUCCUUCGUUGUAUUCUGCCAUAAGAUUUACUUCGUUCACCAUUCCUGAUCCUCGCCCACUUGUCUCUCCUUGCCUCCCCCUCCAUUUCCUACCCUAAGGAUUCUGUCAGCAAGCUACACAGCCGCAGCAAACAGCAGCACCGUCGCGACAGCGCAGCGCUCGAGCGAGCAGUCACAGUAGUCUGUAUUCGAGACAGCCGGCCGCCGCUGCGUGCUGCGCGUCGCUCCUCCUGCCGUCCCCUCCUGAGGUCACAGUGCUCCGCGAGUCCCCUUGCGGAGUCUCAAAGCGUGUUUCAGUCGUAGUCCCCUUCCCCCCAACUGCGCGUGUGCCCUCCUUGCCUGCUGUUCGUGAGCGCUCCUCGCAUUCCCGCCGCCAUGCGCCAAGGAGAGCCCCGCAGCAGCAAUGGCGAGCCAGGAAUAGCCUAGCAGCAGCUUCAACUGCAGUGUGGCUGCGACUGUGCUCUCGCGCCUCUACUCCGGCGACUUGCGGCAACACCUGCACGCUGCAUGCUGCCAGCCGUCAUGGUUAUGUGCGCGAGGCCUCGUAGCAGUAGAAGCUGGGAGCAUGCGGGCAUGAGGGCAUGCAGGCAUGAGGGCAUGCGGGCAGCCACGUAUGCCGUGAAGUGAACCAUGGGCCCCUUCCCCACUCCUCUGCUCGUCCUUCGUCUGGACUCUCCCCACCCGUCGCUGCUACCGCAUUCAGGGAUCUCUAAACGCACAUGUCUGCAACGCACAAGCCAAUGUUGCGGCGUGGUGCCAGCCAGCAGGUCUUUGGUGCCGCCAAAAUCAUGAGGCCAACUACUGAGGCUCCUCAAUGACAUCCGCUGGUCGCAUUGGCUGGCUAGAACAUAGCGACUCCAAUGAACGGCAUAUUGCUGCCACCCAGUGCAUCCCCAGGAGCGAGCUGAGAGGGCGAAAGGGGGGAAGGCUAGUCAAGGGAGAGCAAGAAGAGGAGGACGAGAGGGGAAGAUCUACUCCCUUCACCAUCAACACUGUAGCCGCGCUCAGAGCUGCUGAGGGCGAGUGGACGGAUAAAUAGGAGGAUGAAGGCAUUUGGUGUGGACGGAGUGUUUAAAGCUGCUUCCAUUCAUGCCGCCUGCAUCGUGCGUGUCCCCCUCACUGCCUCUUCCCCCCCUCUCCCCCACCCCCAACUCCACCCCCACCCCCAUCACCCCCCACUCUUUUUCCGAAGAUUUCUGACGGUCACGAACAUCAUCAGAGUCGUCUACUGCCCCUGCGUGCAUGUCCCUCCUUUGCACAUGGCGUUCCACGAUGCUGCCCCUAACGUCACUCCUCCUUACCUCCCCCUUUCCCUCUGUCUCAGUCGAUGCGGAGGUGGUGCUGAAGGCCAUGGGGGUGGAUGGCGUGUUUGACUCAGACCCUCGCAGCAACUCUCAGGCGCGCCUGCUGCCGCUGCUGUCGCACCGCGACGUCACGCUGCAGCAGCUCGAAGUCAUGGACCCCACCGCCAUCACGCUGUGCCACAAAAAGAGGCUGCCCGUGGUGGUGUUCAACCUGACAACGCCUGGCAACAUUGUGCGUGCUCUUAGUGGUGAACCCGUUGAGACGCUUAUGCCAUGACUCCCAUGCUGCCACCUACCCCAGACAUGAUGCUGCGGUGUUAUCUUAGGACCUAGGCUAGGAAGGUAGGAAGGCGGCCAUAGAGUGGCAGCAGGGUUUAGCUACACCCAAGUUACUAAGUACACCCAAGUUACAGCACCAUCUACUGGAGCACCCGUUCUGAAAAAAACGUCUGUAACCCGACACCCACUUGCUCAACCGU
This is a messenger RNA of Closterium sp. NIES-67, 1821 nucleotides long. The record is from the annotation of a GenBank genome assembly. Lineage: Eukaryota; Viridiplantae; Streptophyta; Zygnematophyceae; Desmidiales; Closteriaceae.